CCAACACACAUUACCACCAUGUCCACAACAACAACAACAACUACGCAAUACGUUCACUACCACGAUGGAGGCAAACCAGGCCGCCGCCCCAUCCUGACCGGUUCAUCCGCGAAACCAACCUUCGAAAGCGUCCCGAAAAUCGACAUGCGCCGCAUCUACUCGCCGCAUCUUUCUGAUCGGCAAUCUCUCGCCAACGAUGUUGGCGCUGCGUGCAGAGACGUUGGGUUCUUCUACGCUGUGAAUCACGGCAUUGAUGAGGAGUUGUUGGAUCGUACAUUUGAUGCCGUGAAAAGGUUUUUUGGGUUAGAAGAGGAUGUGAAGAUGGAGUGUCAUAACCAAAAGACGGAGAGGUUCAGGGGAUAUGAGGGAGUGCUUGAAGGGAAGCUGGAUCCGGGGACUAGAGGAGAUCUUAAAGAAGGAUUCCUAAUGGGGGAAGACUUCACCGAGCCAGAGCAAAACCUCACUCCGCUCCCUCAUCUCCCAGACACACAACACUCACGAAACCAAUGGCCUUCCCACCCUUCCGCUGCUUUCUUCCGACCAGCCAUAUACGAGUACUACAACGCCAUGCUCUCUUUCUCGAGGCGACUUCUCGGAAUCUUCGCACUCGCACUUGAGUUACCAGAAGACUACUUCGAUACAAUCACGAAACACCCCAUGACGAAUGUUCGAGCUGUGCACUACCCACCACAAACUUCCCCCAAAGACGUCGGUAUAGGCGCACACACAGACUUCUGCUGGUUCACACUCGUCUGCCAAUCGCAUACCGUAAACCCAGCCCUCGAAGUCCUAAACGCCAACGGGAUCUGGGUUCCCGUGCACCAUCACCCUCAUUCCUUCGUCGUCAACAUUGCCGAUUUCUUGAAACUCAUUACAGGUGGUCGGUGGGCUAGUACUGUCCAUCGAGUCCGAAACCUCGCGUCGCCUACUCAGUCCCCCGAAAAUGGGGGUGAGUGUGACGGUCAUGAUAGGGAAGGUAGUGGACAGAUGGAAGAGAGGUAUAGUCUACCGUUUUUCUUCAGCCCAGAUGAGGAUGCUACUGUCAGUGUUUUGGAGAAGUUCAGAGAGGAGGGGAGGGAGUAUGAGGGAUUUGUUGUUGGGGAGUAUUUCCAGAGAAGGUUGGAUAUCGAUCGGACUACGCACUUGGAGGAGGGGGAGGGGAGGAGGAAAGGGGGGUAUUGA
Molecule: messenger RNA, 1182 nt
Organism: Periconia digitata
Lineage: Eukaryota; Fungi; Ascomycota; Dothideomycetes; Pleosporales; Periconiaceae
Source: the annotation of a GenBank genome assembly